This is a messenger RNA of Trametes versicolor FP-101664 SS1, 1132 nucleotides long. RefSeq names its product dolichyl-phosphate beta-D-mannosyltransferase. Gene Ontology annotation, cellular component: endoplasmic reticulum membrane. Gene Ontology annotation, molecular function: dolichyl-phosphate beta-D-mannosyltransferase activity. The record is from RefSeq and is a predicted model, not a curated record. Lineage: Eukaryota; Fungi; Basidiomycota; Agaricomycetes; Polyporales; Polyporaceae. The transcript has 3 exons. Gene Ontology annotation, biological process: GPI anchor biosynthetic process; protein O-linked glycosylation via mannose. Bases 103 to 936 code for a protein of 277 amino acids.
GUCGUUCUCUUAAUCUCUUGUACUCUUGCGUAUCUCGCCAAACUCGGUUUGCUCGCGAAACGCUGUUUCAAACACCGUACAUAACAUAACGCAGACACAGCCAUGUCUUCCAUCCGCUACUCGGUCAUCGUUCCCGCCUUCCGGGAGAAUGGCAACAUCCGCGCCCUGGUCACCCGCAUCUUCGGCGCGCUAGCGCAGGUAAACUCCCCCGUGAACCCGGCGGAGGUUGAGGUGAUCAUUGUGGACGACAACUCGCGCGACGGCUCCGUCGAGACUGUCGAAGGCCUCCGCCGCGAGGGCUACAACGUCCGCAUCAUCGUCCGCACAACAGAGCGCGGCCUCAGCAGCGCGGUCGUGCGCGGCUUCCGGGAGGCGCAGGGCGACAGCAUGCUCUGCAUGGACGCGGACCUGCAACACCCUCCCGAAUACGUGCCCGCCAUGCUUGCAUCCAUGUCGCCCACAAAACAAUUCGCGCUCGGUACGCGGUACGCCGCAGGCGUCGAGAUCGACGAGGGCUGGCCGCUUUACCGUCGCGUCAUCUCCUCCGGCGCGCGCAUGCUUGCGCUCCCGCUCACCUCCGCCAGCGACCCCAUGUCCGGAUUUUUCGGCAUUCGCAAAGAGACGUUCCUGAAGGCGCGUAACCUGAACUCGGACGGGUUCAAGAUCGCGCUCGACCUGCUUGUGAAGUGCGCCAUCCCUGGCGAUGCGAUCGCGGAGGUGCCGUUCUCGUUCGGCGUCCGCGCGGAGGGCGAGUCGAAACUCACCGGCAAGGUCAUGAUCCGCUACCUCGAGCAGCUCGCGGAGCUGUACUGGUACAGCUUCAGCUCGCUCAUCAUCUUCGCCGCGAUCCUGCUCUUCGUCGUAUUCGUGCUCCUGGCGCGGUCAGUGCUCAGCUCGUAUGGUGGCCUCGACGGGAAGGCGCAGAGCAAGUACUGAGGCGCGGUCUCUGGAUCGGCAUCCGGCAUCCGCAGGCAUGGAGAUGAUUCGUCGGAGGUGUUGUGGAGCUGAGCGGACGGGUCUGUACAAGUAUGCGUAAUGUUAUUGUCUCGCUUCUCCUGUGCCGGACACUGUUUAUACCUUUAUAGGACCAAAGAUGCCUAGGAAAUACCGCACGCGACGCAACCACUUCUCC